ACCUCUUCUUCCUCCUUCCUCCCUGCCGCUCCGUUAUAAUAUCCCAGCAAACCGCCCACCUCUCUCACCUCUCCCCUCUCUCUCGGGCGCUCUCGCGGCACGUCAACUCCAUUCCCUUCCUUCCCCUCCCGCUGCAGAUUGCUCGAUCAAGUCAAGAUUGACGCGGACAGAGCAUCCAGGAGAUUGGUCGGCGGAUCGAAUCAUGACGACGGACAAUGCAAGAAUCCCAAAGUCGUCGUCGUGGCCGAGGAGGACGAGGACGGCGGUGAGGAGAUGGCUGAGCCUCAAGACCAACGCAGAGCCGUCGUUCCAUUCAGACUGCGCCAGUGACAGAUUUGGCAUCAGAGGGCAGGAGCAGAGGAGGCGCAAGAGCUGCUCGGACAGGGACGGCAGCCGGCGAGAUCUGUCAGGUGAAGCAGGGUGGUUGGUGGAGGAGGGGCGCGAGAAUCUGGUGCCUCCCCUACGGCAUGGGCCGAGCUCGUCGUGGCAGCCUCCCAAGGAGCUCAGAGUGCUAGUGGGGACGUGGAACGUGGGCGGGAGACCGCCGCACCAAGGGCUCGACCUCUCCGACUGGCUCCUCGACCAACAUGCCUCUUCCUCGCCUCCCCACAUCUACGUCCUCGGGUAUGUAUGUGCAUACUACCCGUGUCGAUCUACUGUUUUCUGGUGCUUUCAGGAAAUAGUGCCGCUGAACGCUGGGAAUGUUCUCGGGGCGGAGGACAGGGUCCCCGCUUCCAAGUGGCUCGACCUUAUUGGCCAAGCCUUGAACCCUUCCUCCUUGGAGAGAAGCAACAAUUAUCACCACGGUCACCGGUGCACGGCUGCCGAGGAGGCGCACCCUGAAUGUAGUCAAAAGGCCAAGGUCGGCUUCACGGAUAUACCGGUGAUGGACGAUACGGUGUCAGAGCUUGAGGAGGAAGAGGAGGAGGAUAGCGAGCCUUCCACGUCAAACCCGGAGUCGAGCAGCGAGGAGGAGACGAGCGAGUUUGCGACGAUGUUGCAAGAAAGGGCGAGGCACGGAUACCGCCUGGCAGCGAGCAAGCAGAUGGUGGGCAUCUUCCUCUGCGUGUGGGUCCGGGCGGAUGUCAUGCCACGUGUCACCGGCCUCAGGGUCUCGUGUGUUGGCAGGGGCAUCAUGGGGUACAUGGGAAACAAGGGGUCCAUCUCGAUCAGCCUGACGCUGCAAGGUGGCAGCUCGGCGGCGGCGUCCACGAGCCUGUGCUUCGUGUGCACGCACCUGGCGUCCGGCGAGAAGGACGGCGACGAGGUGCGCCGGAACAGCGACGUCGCGGAGAUCCUCAAGCGGACGAGGUUCCCGCGGGUACACCGGUUCUCCAGGCUGCCGGCGUCGGCACCGUCGUCGCCGGAGACCAUCUUGGAGCACGACAAGGUCAUCUGGCUCGGCGACCUGAACUACCGGCUGUCGUCGACGGGCGGCGGCGGCGGCGGCGACGGCGAGACGCGGGGGCUGCUGGAGCGGAACGAGUGGCGGGCGCUGCUGGAGCGCGACCAGCUGCGCGCGGAGCAGAGGGCCGGGCGCGUGUUCGGCGGCGGGUGGGAGGAGGGGGAGAUCCGGUUCCCGCCCACGUACAAGUACCUUGCCGAGUCCGACACCUACGCCAUGGCCGCACUGAGCUCCUCCGCCGCCGGGAGGCCGUCGCGGGAGAAGAAGAAGCGCACGCCGGCAUGGUGCGACCGCAUCCUGUGGCGCGGCGAGGGCGUGGAGCAGGCGUGGUACGAGCGCGGCGAGUCGCGCUUCUCCGACCACCGCCCCGUCAACUCCCUCUUCUCCAUCCGCCUCCACCACCACCACCACCACCACCACGACGGCAGCAGCCUGCAGGCCACCGCUAAUAAGGCAUGCUGCCGGCAACGCAGGACACCGCCCGCGGGCGGCGCGGUGAUCGAGGCCGAGGAGCUGCUCGUCGCGCCGCCCCGGGACUGCCGGUGCCUCCAGUCCUCGAGAUUCUGACACGUCAUACGUGGUGACCAUCGAAGAACGGCAGCGGCGGCCUCAAAAGGUGGCCGUCGCGGCGCACGCGUGCCGGCCGGCGCUGAAACAUAGGCGAGCCCGGCCGUGGUACGUGCACCGGCAGGCAGGUGGCGUACGUGCUCAUUAUUGCUUGCCAUUUGGCCACGGAGCUCGCAGCAAUUUUCACUUUGAGAGGAGAAGGACGGGACAUUCUUCUCGGGAACGCGCGAGCUUUUCAGGGUGGAUGCCUUGCCUUCUUCGGAGGAAUCUUCUUAGUAGAGUAGUAAUUCUUCCUUCAUGUCUAAACUUAUCACAGUAUGCGUGUAGCCCAGCAGUAUAGAAUAGGAAAUCAGGAAUCCUUGUCUUCUUUUCUCUGUCGUUUUGUUUUGGACGUACAUAAGAAGAAAAAAACUGUAAUCUCGAAAUUUUCUUCAGUUCAUAUAUAAUUAUAUAUAUAAGGAGAUGGGUUGUCCAUAGACGUUGUUGCAAAAUUU
Triticum aestivum (bread wheat) is the source of this 2466-nucleotide messenger RNA. RefSeq names its product type I inositol polyphosphate 5-phosphatase 8-like. Lineage: Eukaryota; Viridiplantae; Streptophyta; Magnoliopsida; Poales; Poaceae. The record is from RefSeq and is a predicted model, not a curated record. Gene Ontology annotation, biological process: phosphatidylinositol dephosphorylation. Gene Ontology annotation, molecular function: inositol-polyphosphate 5-phosphatase activity; phosphatidylinositol-3,4,5-trisphosphate 5-phosphatase activity; phosphatidylinositol-4,5-bisphosphate 5-phosphatase activity. Bases 203 to 1972 code for a protein of 589 amino acids. The transcript is spliced from 10 exons.